Nezara viridula (southern green stink bug) is the source of this 2329-nucleotide messenger RNA. The record is from the annotation of a GenBank genome assembly. NCBI's taxonomy places the organism in Eukaryota, Metazoa, Arthropoda, Insecta, Hemiptera, Pentatomidae.
GUCAGGUGUUCUGUUUGUACACUCCUUCAAUCAGUUUUUGUUUACAAAAAGUUUGAUGGCUACACUUCUUUCAAUGAAAUUUUAUAAUUGAAAGGAUGUCAGUUCGUUUAUCGUUCGUUUAUUUAAACAGUUUUUAAAUCAAUGCAUUAAUUAUUAAAAGUUUUUUAAGUCUUAAUUAAUAAAUACUUUCAGAACUCAUUCUUAUUUUCAUUGAUAAGUGAUCUAUUUAGAAACUUUGAUCAAAUAUUUCUUAAACUAUUAACUUUUUCAUUUCUCUGCAUAAAAGAUGUCACAAGAGGAAGAAAGCAUUUCGUCAAUGGACUUUGAUUGGAAAAAUCCUUAUUCAGCCUCUAAGAUAAGCAGGGCUAUUCGAUCCGGAAGUUUCGACAUGGUGAAGAAAUUGGUGAGGAAGGGUUGUUCACUUGACAUGCCCGACAAUAGAGGCUGGACUCCCCUGCAUGAAGCUGCAGUGAGUAAUAACUACGUGGAUAUUGCUCAACUCCUUAUAUCAGCUGGAGCAUAUAUCGAUCACAAAACUGUCGAAGGGGAAACUCCUAUCUACAUUGCUUGCAAGCACGGCUGUGAAAUGAUCGCCAGAGUUUUGAUAGAAGCCGGUUGUAACAUCAACGCUCAGAAUAAUGAAUGCCUCACUCCUCUUCACAUCGCAUGUUCUCAAAAGAACGCAGCAGUGAUACAGUUGCUUUUGGAUAAUAAUGCUGAUAUAAAUGCUAAAGAUGAAGAAGAACGUUCGCCGAUAUACAUCGCCCUGGAAAAUGUAAAUACAUCCGCUAUUCACACACUCAUUCAGGCUGGUGCCGAUUUGAAAACGAAGGAUUUCUUCAGCAGGACACCUUUGCAAUAUGCCUGUAUGAUAGGAAACCUCGAAAUUUUUAACAUUUUAAUAGAACAUCUCGGCUGUGAAAAAUCCGUCAUAAAUCAGCAGACACCCGAAGGAUGGACACUACUCAUGGAAGCCUGCCAAUACAAACAUUAUCUCAUUGCCGAGAAGCUAAUUGAGUAUGGAAUCGAUACUACUUUAGUCGACAAUCGUGGUCUUCUCGCACUCCACAUAGCAGCGCAUUGCGAACGUUACAAUUUAAUCGAGCUUCUCCUCAAACAUACACCAAAAGAUGCUAUAGAAAAAUAUUCUACAUUCGGUGACAAUAUGACUCAUUAUCGUUCUCUUCCUUGCUUGAUUAUUGAUAAAAAUGUUUUCGAAGGUUUGGAACUUCUGUUCGAUUCUGGUCUUAGUGAGGCUGUCUUAAAAUGCCCUGCUAAGAUGGGCGAUCGUUUAGUAUCACCUAUUAGUUUCCUCCUCCUGCAUGCCAAUGCAAUCGACAAUGAAGAAAAGGUGAAAUUUUUAGAAUUUCUAUUGUCAUAUGACUUUUUGAUCGAUCCUGUUUACGAACAAGAAGAUGAAACUUCUCAAGAUGACAAUUCGAUUGUCGAAAUGGUCCUUAUGCUUUAUGCUCAUAGAAUAGUGAGCGUAAGCCCGAUCGAAGCUGCCGUUCAAAUGCACCGUCCUUUCCACGAAGAUUGCUAUUGUGAAAAGUUUCUCUCUAUGAUCCUCGCGAAAGGUGCUUCGCCUGAUAAAGUCACUAAAUCUACAUCCUCGAGCCAGCUCUAUCUGUUUCAAAAAGCUGCUCGCUACGGCUUCACCGAUGGGCUCCAUCUUCUCCUGAGGUAUUCCGAAUGUACCGAACCAGAUGAUGUUAUGGAGAUGUUUUUAAGAGAUAUAGCGGAACCUCGUCAUCUAUGGACUGAGCAGGAAAACGUUAUUACCAGGUUUCUUUUAAAAAAAUGCACGACCAACUUCAUGUCAACAGUAUCAAUGAUCAGGAACUCUCUUACUGAGCCUAUUAAGUCAGACGAUCGUACGAGAUACAAUGCCAUUUUGCCUAUUUAUAAGCUGGUCAUGUCCAACAUUCGAGUGGUCUCGUUGAAGAGAAUGUGCAGGUUCGCCAUCAGAAAAUGCAUCCGCGAACAGGCGCAAGCUUCUUCUCAACCUUUUCGAAAAUGCCUCUCCAAUAUUGACCUGCCUUCUUCGCUAUCUAGGUACCUUCUGUACGAAGUUGAUUUUUAAAAUGUAUAUAUAUAUCUAUAAGCAUUGUGUAAAUUAAAUAAUUUUUGUCUGUAACUAUCGUGUAUAUUUAUCAUAUUUACAUUUAAAUGUUUCCUUUAAAAUUUUAUAUUUUGUAUCGAUAUUUUCACAUCAUAAUAUCAUUUGUAAAUAUAAUAAUAAAAUUAUUGUUUGGAUAAACUUAUAGAUUAUUUUAUAUUAUGAAAAAUAUAUUGUUAGUUAUGGUUGUUGAAUAAAAUUUUAUCGAAC